AGAAUGUCGUCACGUGUCACGUGAAGUCGCCUGUUGAAUACGUCAAAAUAUUUUGUUGACUUCCUGCAGUGUGGUGGAAUGAGCGGUAAACAACAAUUUACAAAUACUUUGUUUACUUCCUGCAGUGACUUUGUUCGAGUGGCGGGUUGAGAGACGAACUGCGAAUGGAAAAAGCGAGAAUGUUCUACAGCAUCUACUAAUCGGUAAUAGAGAGAAGAGGGAAAGUUACUGACUCGACUGCGGAGAAAUCUGAAAUCUGUUGCUUGGGUUGAAGACCAGCAUGCUAGCAAUCUCACAGAGACCGAGACUGUACCUCCUGGGACUGAUGCUUCAGGUCACGUGUGGUGUGGUGUAUGGCAUCAGCAUCUUCAGCCCCGGCUGGAUAGCCGACCGUCAGACAGCAUCCUGGACCGUCAAAAGAAGUUUAUGGGAGAAAGACUUCGUGCUGUGUCUGGACGACAAGGAUGUUCAGCAUUGUCGAAAAAUAUAUCCAUCGGAAAACAAGCUGAAAGCAGCUCAGGGUCUGCAGUGCGCAGGCUUCAUCGCCGUCGUCCUCGGAAUUAUCUACUCCUUGUUCAUCAACUUGUGUCGAGAGAGGAUCGAGGAGACAUACGUGGCAGAAGCACUUACCAUCAGUGGGUUUGCCUUGGGGUUGUUUGGCCUCAUGAUGUACGUCUCCGAGGUACGUUUUGGACUCAACAUCGCUUUCUACUGGGCCUUUGUACUCAACCCCGUGGCCCUGCUCCUGGCCUACAUCUCCGGGGUCAUGAUGGCGCUGAACAACGACCCGCCUCAAGCCAAGUGACAGCAGAAGCUCUCUGGAUCCGGAUCUGACGUCACUGAUUGGAUGCCCAGUGAAAAACAUAAUGGAUGGGAACGCAGAUGGCGGGCGCCUUAACGAACAGAGACUUAAUGAGGCGGUAAUAUUUGGUGCAAGACUGUGAGAGAUUCUGAGCAAAAAUAUAAGAGAGUGGAACAAGAGGUUGAGGGAGGUUGAGGUGAGCAAAGACUCUAGCUGCGCAAGUUUAAAAGUGAAUUAAAGAUAUUGUUUUAAGGUAAACUAAGUUUUCAGAUUAAGAUACAUGCCUUUGAAUUUCGUUGUAGUAGGUUAGUAAGAUUUGAGAAUUUUUCCGCAAGAUCUUAUUGCCUUAUUACACAAAAAAUAGUUACUUGCACACAAAAAUUGAUUACAUUGCCAUGUUAAAAUAGUAAACUGUUACAGUAACACCUUUAAACUUAAUUUACCUCUUUAGAUUUAGCAAGCUAGCACGGGACUAGUAAGUUACUGUAAUUUACUGUAGUAAGUUAAUAUGUUGAAGUGUAGUAAGUUAGAAGUGUAGGAUGUUGCAUGCUGUCAUAUUAAGAAGAACCAAAGAGGCUUGUGCCAUGAACAGUACAAUCAAUGGAAGACAAUUUUCAGGUCGGACUGCUAAGAGUGUCAUGAGUUACUUCUGCUCGAACUGUUUAUAGCCUUAAAUGCUCCUUUUUACACGAGGACAACAAUGGCUUCAGUGUGCAAUAUGAAAAUGAAAUAAAGACGUGCUAACAUUUAUAAUCUUGA
Messenger RNA from Pomacea canaliculata, 1561 nucleotides. RefSeq lists its product as uncharacterized. The coding region runs from base 281 to 805 and encodes 174 amino acids. The record is from RefSeq and is a predicted model, not a curated record. Lineage: Eukaryota; Metazoa; Mollusca; Gastropoda; Architaenioglossa; Ampullariidae. The transcript has 4 exons.